AUGGCCGAUGAAGACAUACACAAGACAACGCGAACAAGCAAGGAGCAAAUUGAGUGCUACCUGUCAUUUAUGCGGAGCCACCCUGAGUUAAAGCUCAAUAAAAAUGAUCCUACACGUCCAAAAAGGCUAGAGGAGCUGUGGAUAGAGCUAGCAGAGAAACUUAACGCUCUUAAAGGGCCGAUACGUACUCCGCCUAAAUGGAAAGAGUCUUUAGCCCAUUGGAAAAACCAAGUCCGAUCCAGGGCUAGGAAGGCAAAGGCCCAUUGCUUGGUGACGGGCGGAGGUCCCUGCUUGCAAGAGGAACUCACGGAGAGGGAGCAACAGGCAUUGGAAACUUUCGGGUCGGCCGUGGUUGACGGGAUGACUGAUAUCCCAAACGUUGGUGCCGAGGUAGUACACACAUACUGUCAGGAUUAA
Messenger RNA from Rhagoletis pomonella (apple maggot), 417 nucleotides. RefSeq lists its product as uncharacterized. NCBI's taxonomy places the organism in Eukaryota, Metazoa, Arthropoda, Insecta, Diptera, Tephritidae. Bases 1 to 417 code for a protein of 138 amino acids. The record is from RefSeq and is a predicted model, not a curated record. The transcript has 3 exons.